Messenger RNA from Pyrus x bretschneideri (Chinese white pear), 2768 nucleotides. Its product is annotated as mitochondrial substrate carrier family protein C. Gene Ontology annotation, molecular function: S-adenosyl-L-methionine transmembrane transporter activity; calcium ion binding. Lineage: Eukaryota; Viridiplantae; Streptophyta; Magnoliopsida; Rosales; Rosaceae. Gene Ontology annotation, biological process: transmembrane transport. Gene Ontology annotation, cellular component: mitochondrial inner membrane. The record is from RefSeq and is a predicted model, not a curated record.
AUGUUGUCUGCGAGUGAUCCAAUUGAAUCGUUUUUCAAUUCGAUUCAGCUGGUUAAGGAAAGGCUGUCGCCACUCGAAUUGGGCAUUCGAAAAGCGGCCAAGGACUUCGAGUGUUGCUGGGCAGGGCAUAAGAAUGAGGUAAACGCUGCUGAAUUUAUUACUCAAUUCAGUGGUGGUGAUAACAAUGGUAAAGUUAAGAUCUUUGGGGGAAAGAAGAAAGCUGGUGAGUGUGUCGCAGUUGGUGAGGAGAGAAAGAGAAUGUUGGUUAAGGUUCCGAUAAAAGCGUUAUUUGGGAAGUUUUCGCCAAAUUCGGGGAAUGGAAAUCGACCUGAGGUGUCGGAUAGUGGGUUGAGAGAGAAGGAUUGUGACAAGGAGGAUGGGUCUUGUGUGAACUGCAUGCAGUUUGCCGUCACUUGGUCUGUGUUAGUUAAUAGUUUUGUUCAGGCAUUUCCAGGUCCGUUCAAAUUGGGUAAGAAGCGGCUCCAGAAAAUGAGCAACGACGACAAAGUGUGUUCUUGUAAAAAGCCAAAGGUUUCGGGUGACUUGAAACAGAGGGAGUCUAAGGAACAGAGUGUUAAAAUGAUUCAGAAUGAAGCCGUGUCACAUAAAGAAGGAAAACAUGUAUCACUAGAAUGCCUUAUUGGUUUUGUUUUUGAUCAACUUACCCAGAAUCUUCUGAGGUUUGAUCAGGGUGUUCAAGAGAGUGAUUGUAAUAUUUGUGACACUUCCAGAGAGCCGCCUUCUUCCUCUCAAAAUGAUCAUUUCAGGGUGAUCACUGGUUUGUUUGAAGGUCAAAAAGCAGAUGUAAAUGGGUUGUGGGGAAACUUGAAGUUUGCUAGAGUUGGAGGAGUGCCAUCAGGCGUUGUUGGAGUAUCCUCUUCAGUUAAUGAAGAAGGUGAUGAGGAUGUUACUGCAAGUAACCGGGCAGAAUCAGCUGGCAAUUCACCACAGAAGCUUGCUAGUGAUUUACUUAGUAUUCCACUAUCAAAUGUAGAGCGUUUGAGAUCCACGUUAUCCACCGUUUCAUUGGCCGAACUAAUUGAACUUGUGCCUCAGCUGGGGAGACCUGCCAAAGACUAUCCUGACAAGAAGAAGCUAUUCUCCGUCCAAGAUUUCUUUAGAUACACAGAGUCUGAAGGAAGGAGAUUCUUUGAAGAACUGGAUAGAGACAGUGAUGGGCAAGUCACUCUGGAAGAUCUCGAAAUUGCAAUACGAAAGAGAAAAUUGCCACGGAGAUAUGCUCAUGAGUUUAUGCGUCGUACUAGAAGUCACAUAUUUUCAAAAUCAUUUGGUUGGAAACAGUUUUUAUCCUUCAUGGAGCAGAAGGAACCAACCAUUCUGCGAGCAUAUACCUCUCUAUGCCUGAGCAAGUCUGGAACACUGCAGAAAAGCGAAGUAUUGGCCUCACUUAAAAAUGCAGGACUUCCAGCUAAUGAAGAUAAUGCUGUUGCUAUGAUGCGAUUUCUCAAUGCUGAUACAGAAGGAUCUAUUUCAUAUGGACAUUUUAGGAAUUUUAUGCUCUUACUCCCUUCUGACCGACUUCAAGAUGAUCCUCGGAGUAUCUGGUUUGAAGCUGCAACCGUUGUUGCUGUUGCACCACCAGUGGAAAUACCUGCUGGAAGCGUACUAAGAUCUGCAUUGGCAGGGGGCCUUGCUUGUGCUCUAUCUACUUCUUUAAUGCACCCAGUUGAUACAAUUAAGACUCGAGUACAAGCAUCAACAUUAUCGUUCCCCGAAAUUAUUUCAAAGCUUCCGCAGAUUGGAGUGCGGGGAUUAUACAGGGGCUCAAUUCCUGCAAUUCUUGGACAGUUUUCAAGUCAUGGCCUGCGAACUGGGAUUUUUGAGGCAAGUAAACUUGUGUUGAUAAAUGUUUCUCCUACGCUCCCAGAUAUACAGGUUCAAUCUCUAGCAUCAUUCUGUAGUACAUUUUUGGGAACAGCAGUGCGAAUUCCUUGUGAGGUGUUAAAGCAGCGGUGUCAGGCUGGCCUUUUUGACAAUGUUGGGGAGGCUCUUGUGGGCACUUGGAACCAAGAUGGUCUUAAGGGUUUCUUUCGUGGGACUGGUGCAACUCUUUGCCGUGAAGUUCCAUUUUAUGUCGCUGGCAUGGGGCUGUAUGCUGAAUCAAAAAAGGCUGCCCAGCAAUUUUUGGGGCGGGAUUUGGAACCUUGGGAAACAAUUGCAGUUGGGGCUUUAUCUGGCGGGUUAGCAGCCGUUGUCACCACUCCCUUUGAUGUGAUGAAAACAAGAAUGAUGACCGCUCCACAGGGUCGACCUGUAUCAAUGUCAAUAGUGGCCAUCUCUAUUCUACGCCACGAGGGACCGCUUGGCUUAUUCAAAGGAGCGCUACCAAGGUUCUUUUGGAUUGCUCCGUUGGGUGCCAUGAACUUUGCUGGCUAUGAGCUUGCUAGGAAGGCGAUGGACAAAAACGAGGACAUAAACAGCGAGCAGCUCCAACAAAAGAAGGUGGUCGGUAGUGGAUAAGCGCUUUUUUCUUUGAAGUAAUGAGAUUACUAUCAACCGAUUCAUCUCCCAGUUAUUUGAAAUUAAAGCAAUUAUAUGCUGCCGGAAAAUUUUGACAUUCUUUCCGAAUUUACUAGCAGCAUUUGCUUGAAAUUUCCAUCAGUCGACAUACCUACCUUCUCGUUUUUGGGGUCAGAAAUUGUAAUUCCUCUGGUUGUCUUUUGAACUUUUCUGGUCUUCCGGCGAUGACCGUGAAAGUACCGAUGACGUUAUUCUGUACUUAAUGGAUUAUUCACAGUUUUGUACGA